AUGGCUCCUCAGAAUAUCCUGAUCUUCGGUGCCACAGGCCAGAUUGGCUCGUUCAUCCUUACUGCCGUCCUCUCCGCACGGUCUCAAUUCGGCCGAGUUGGUAUCUUUACUUCCCCACACACAGCCGAGACCAAAGCCGCGGACCUGGAAACACUGAAGAAGCGGGAUGUCGAGGUAAUUGUUGGUGAUGUUACCGACGAGAAUGCCAUCAAGGCUGCCUAUAAUGGCAUUGAUACCGUCAUUUCAGCUCUCGGCCGAAACGCUCUCGCUGAACAGAUCCCUUUAAUCCGUCUAGCUGCAGCCAGCUUCAGUGUGAAGUGGUUCCUGCCCUCAGAAUAUGGUACCGACAUUGCCUAUGGUCCAGCUUCAGCGCAUGAGAAGCCCCACCAGCAAAAGCUCAAGGUGCGAGCUGUGCUCGAGAAAGAGAUCUCGCGCGCAGAUCUGAACUACUCCUAUGUCGUGACUGGACCGUUUGCAGAGAUGUACUUGCAUUUCACGCCCGGCGUCGAGGAGGCCGGAGGUUGGGAUGUUAAGGCCCGGAGAGCUGUUUUACUAGGAGAGACCGGGAAGGAGAGGGUUAGUUUGACGACUAUGAAGGACGUGGGAACUCUCGUCCUGGCUACUCUUCUCAAUACCACGCCCGAGUCCCGCAACCGCCCUCUCUGUGUCAACUCUUUCACUACCACCCCGGCUGAGAUCCAGGCUGAAUUUGAGCGUCAGACUACUGGAAAGCCUUGGGAUGAUGUCUCGCGUACAUCUGUGGAACGGCUACGCGAGCUAGAGACUGCGGCCUGGGAAGGUGGAAACCCCGCUGCAACAGUGUUCACGCUGCGCCGAAUCUGGACGGAGGGAGGCACAUUGUAUGACCAGCGUGCCAAUGGCCUGAUCGGAGAGCCGAACAUGAUGACCCUACAGGAGGUAGUUGCGAAUGAGAUCAAGCGUGUUUCUCCACUGUAG
Penicillium atrosanguineum is the source of this 957-nucleotide messenger RNA. RefSeq lists its product as uncharacterized. The record is from RefSeq and is a predicted model, not a curated record. Bases 1 to 957 code for a protein of 318 amino acids. The transcript is spliced from 3 exons. NCBI's taxonomy places the organism in Eukaryota, Fungi, Ascomycota, Eurotiomycetes, Eurotiales, Aspergillaceae.